Molecule: messenger RNA, 3583 nt
Organism: Episyrphus balteatus (marmalade hoverfly)
Lineage: Eukaryota; Metazoa; Arthropoda; Insecta; Diptera; Syrphidae
Gene: SCCRO4
Product: DCN1-like protein 4
Exons: 6
Coding region: 411-1127 (238 amino acids)
Biological process (GO): positive regulation of ubiquitin-protein transferase activity; protein neddylation
Cellular component (GO): ubiquitin ligase complex
Molecular function (GO): ubiquitin-like protein binding; cullin family protein binding; ubiquitin conjugating enzyme binding
Source: RefSeq, a predicted model, not a curated record
AAAAUUUCGGCUUCGCCCCAUAGAUUUUUUUUCUCUCUUGAUAAAAAAUCCCAGAGUCUCAUUUUUUUAUUUUAUUUUUAUCAGAAAAUAAAUAUAAUUUUCUUCAAAAAAGAUCUCGACUUUUUGUAUUUUGAUAUUCAUAUUUUUUUUUUGUUGUUAUUUGGGAGACAUUCAUUCAUUCAUUUUGGAAGAAGGAAAAAAAACUUUUUUCUUUGAAAUAAUUUUUGUUGGGUCCCGAUUGAAGAAGAACGGGACAAGUCCCUUAAAACCCAAGAAGAAGCUACGCCACCUACUUUUUUUUUUUAAACUUUACACCGACGACAAUUGACGAAUUUUUUGGAUUCAAUUAAAAAGAGGAACAACAAGACACAUUCACAGUUGUUGAGGAGAGUAUCUUGUGUAUUCUUGCCAUGCCCCGCGGCAAAAGACGAUCGAACCUUGAGAUGGUCCCCGGCGAAGAAGAACGUCAAACCUCCAAGAGACAGAGAAAUAAUUACUCAAGACGCCACAUAAAAGCCGAGGAUUCUUUCAGUUCAAAAAAAUGCAUUGCGUGGUUCAGAGAAUACACAAAUCCCGAUGAACCAGACACAUUAGGCCCUGAUGGAAUGGAAAAAUUCUGUGAAGACAUUGGAGUUGAGCCAGAAAAUGUAGUCAUGUUAGUUUUGGCCUAUAAAAUGGGCGCCACACAAAUGGGAUUCUUUAGUCAAUAUGAAUGGUUAAAAGGUUUAACUGAAUUGGAGUGUGAUUCUCCAGCAAAGAUGCAAUCAAAAUUGGAAUAUUUGAAGAAUAUAUUAAAUGAUUCGAAUAUAUUCAAAAGCAUAUACAGAUAUGCCUAUGACUUUGCCAAGGACUCAGAUCAAAGAAGUAUGGAUAUAGUGACAGCCAAAGCAAUGUUACAAUUACUUUUAGGCAAACACUGGCCAUUAUAUCCACAAUUCGCACAAUUUCUAGACCAGUCAAAGUACAAAGUAAUCAACAAAGAUCAAUGGUGUAAUAUAUUGGAGUUCUCGAGAACAAUAAGCAACGAUUUAUCAAAUUAUGAUAUCGAUGGGGCAUGGCCUGUCAUGCUGGAUGAAUUCGUGGAAUGGUUAAGGCAACAACGCAGCUGUUCAAGUACCACAAGCUGAAAUUAAAACAUAUUAUCCUAGCGCUAGCGCAAGGAAAAUUAUUUAAAUUUACGGGGUAUAAAAAAAAAGAAAAAAAUAAAAUUAAAAAAAAAAAAAACAAAACUAUUAUGUUAUCAAUGCUAUCAAAAAAAAAAUCUUUAACAUAUUAAAUUGGUUUUGUUUGUAAAAAACAAAAAAUAAUAAAAAAACAAAACAAAAAUUAUACAUAGAAACAUCAAAAUAAAAAAAAGUCACUCACAUUUUUAAUUAAAAAACUUGUACAUUAAAUCAAGUGUAAAACAGUCAAAUCGCGUCAUUUUUUGUUUUUAAUAUAUAUUUUCUAACUUUUUAUUGCAAUCGAGAAAAACGAACAAUUUAUUACAAAAAAAAAAAGAAACAAAAUGUAAUUAUCUUCUGUCCAAAAUCAUUUUUUUUUUUGCUAUUUAUUUAUUUAUAACGAGAACGAAAAGCAAACAGUGUUGUAGUAGGUAGUUUGUUUGUGUUAAUAAGACCUCAAGACUUCAAACGUGUAGCUGCUCCAAUUACAUAUAAUAAUACAUAUAUAUAUAUAUUCUCCUCUCAUUCCUUCUGUAUCUCAAUCACACAUAAAACAAAAACACACAAAAAAUAACAACUGAAUCUUCCAUACAAAAUGCAAAAAAAUAUUAGUUAUUUUAAAAUUAACAAAAAAACAAAAAAACAUUGUUACAAAAGAAUGAUUAUUAAUUUUAAUUUAAAAUUCAAAAAUAAUUGUUAAGUUUAAUUUGUUCAUAGAUACUCGUAAAUCUCCGAUUUUAUUGAAAUUUUAAAGUCGUUUUGAUUGAUAAUGGAGUAGGGAUAAUGAGAGUUUUAAUUUGUUAGUAUUAUUUAAGAAAAAAAUAAGUCGAUCAUUUUUUAAUUUUAUUUUCUAUGUUUUAGAAUGUAAUUGGUAUUUACUAAGCGAUUUUUUGAGUUUGUUUAUUUAACUUGUUUACAUAUCAGACGAUUAUUUGCAGUGAAUUCCUCGGCAAAAUUUGUAGAGACAAAAGAAAACAUUUGCGAGGCCCUGAACUAUUAAAAACUCCUUGUUCCUUGUAAGAACAUAAGGUUGUAUUCCCCCUCAAAAACAUUACAACCUUGAUCUCACUCGAAUUUGGCAAAGAAUUUUAAACUGUUUGGCAUAAUAUUGUAUUUGGUCCUUUGUUCACAAGUUUGCCUCGUAGGCCCAUUUCAUAAAAAACCGGCGACUGGCUAACCGGCCAGGCAGCUAGUUACAAUCCGAAAUGAUUAUUGAACUCCAAAAUAUAAAGAAAAAAGGCCCCUUAUCUUGUCAAUAAGAAAUGAAGGGCCGGCACACUAGUUUGUAUUCGAAACCGGAUCGACGGUUUCGCUUUGUACGUGUGUGCCCAUAAGAAUGUGUUCCCAGAAACCAUAAAACUGCGCCGGCUUCGUGUGAAAUGGACCUAACUUUCCACAAGACAUUGAUACUUAAGAGCAGAAAUCUUAGUCUUGUGUACCUUUCCGAACCCUGUGAAGCUUCCAGUUGUAUGUGUACUUCGGUACACUCUUGUUGAUCUUAUCUUACUGAUAAUCUCUUCUCACUGAUGAUCGAAUCAAAUGAAGACAUUUAAAAAAAAAAGAAAUCAGGAUAUCUGACUAGACUGUGUGAGUCGAUCUUGGCAUAACGUCAUGGGCCGUUUUAUUGCACGGAAGUGUUUUUACAAAGAUUGACUAAGGAAUUAAAAAAUAAAGACUAAAAUGGUGGUUCAUCAAAAAACGCAUGAAUUCAAGCGUAUACCUAGAAGAGGAUAAAUUUCAUCUAAAUUAGUUAAAUAUUAAUUUCUUUUUUCAUCUUUCCAUUCAAUGUUGCACUUGAACAUUUUUCUAUUGUCAUAACAAAAGAAGUGACCCGAAAGAGCAGGCAUGAUAUUAUAGUCACCAAUUUCUCAUUAAUACUGACACUUGGAUUGUAAUUUUAGAAUAAGAAAGAAAAUGUAACAUACAAGACCCAAGAACAUUCAAUACAAUCCAUGACAAAACACAUUAAAGAAACGUAAAAAUACAUUGAAUGUAUGUGUGUCAUCUAGGGAAGGAUCUACAUCACAGCGGGGAUGUUUGUUGCUUCCGGUAGCAUCCAGAUCAGUCUUUUGUACUAUAUUUACACAAGAACAAGGACGUUCUUUUAUUGUAAAGUAAUUUCACGUUCAGACAUCAUAACACACAAAUCUUAUAGAUUUGAUAAAAAAAAAUACUUUCAACGUCCAUUCCAUUCCCAGGUUGACUUUGUGUUUCAGUACGUGACAUUUUUUUUUCUAAUCUUAUUCGGCCCUAGCGAGGUAUCUGUCCGAUUUCAUACGAAAAGGAGAGUUUAUGCCUCGAAGCGAAAUUCGUAUAAAAUCGGUAAAUUUUCCGCUCCGACGGAUACCCCUCUGGGCCCGAUUGUUAAUAAAUAAAAAAGUUUAAUUGGUGUGCUUCUCAGACAUGACAAACGUGACAAU